Letharia columbiana is the source of this 894-nucleotide messenger RNA. RefSeq lists its product as uncharacterized. The record is from RefSeq and is a predicted model, not a curated record. The transcript has 3 exons. Lineage: Eukaryota; Fungi; Ascomycota; Lecanoromycetes; Lecanorales; Parmeliaceae. Bases 1 to 894 code for a protein of 297 amino acids.
AUGGAGGCGACUGGUCGGCCACAGUCGGAGGCGUGGGCGUGUAUUUUGGAUCAAGAAAUGGUAGAUCGAAGUGCGCUAUUCAACAAUUUACGUGUCUCGCAGUCUUCAAAUUAUUUGCGGUGGGAGGGGCCAAUCCACCCAAGGAUUUCCAUCAAGUCCUUCCUCGCAUAUCACUGGUCAUGGGCAAGAAAUAGCUCCUAUGCCAUACGAAGUAGCCUACAAGUCGAGGUUUCGAGGAAGAACCUUCAGGGUUGGAGUCGACUCCGGAGUCAGGACACCGAUGCAGCCAAACUAGCGCGCGUUGCCCAGCAAGGAGUGAGAUACGAACCAUCUGUAAAGCUUCAAUCUGGACCGUUUCAAGCCUCUAAACCAACAGUUUGUACCAUCGGGAGCCUCGAUCGCAAGCUUGUUGAUGAGGAGUUCUUGUCCCUUCUCGGCCAACGUUACAUUUCUACGGAGCACGGAACGAGGACCAAGUGCAGAAAACGCAGAGUCAGGAGAACCAUGUUUGGAAAGCUUGCCCUCAAGAGACGCAUCGGCGACUGGGACUGGAAAACCGAUCCCUCAUGGCUUAAGUCUAGUCGGGCUUCUGCCGGUCCCAAGAGACCUUCAACAAAAGUCGAACCAAAGCUUUGCCUCGCUCUCAAUUUCCGCACCCCGUCUUCACCGCCGCGGCAUUCAGAGCGCACCACGUCGCCGCAGCGUCGUUUGUAUUCUUUCGCGUCUUUGUCUACGACAGGUGUCCAGUACCGCCGGCCCUUUUUGAGGACGUUGGAAGAUAGAGGGAAGAGACAGGAGGCACUGGACGGCGGAGAGGAAGAACCGACGGAGAAGCUGACGGCGAUGGGAGCUGCAGCUGGGGUGGUUGAUGGCACGCUUCACCCCCAAGUCUGA